Molecule: messenger RNA, 643 nt
Organism: Oryza sativa Japonica Group (Japanese rice)
Lineage: Eukaryota; Viridiplantae; Streptophyta; Magnoliopsida; Poales; Poaceae
Product: cortical cell-delineating protein
Source: RefSeq, a predicted model, not a curated record
GCACACUCCCAGCCACACAGCAAGCAGCAGCAGCAAGCUCGAGCUAACCAGCUACAAGCUACAAGAAGCAGCCUAGCAAAUUAAGCUCGAUCGAUAGCAAUGGCGGCGAAGGCGGCGCUUGUUCUGGCGGUGAGCCUCCUCGCCGUGGCCGUGGCGGCGAGCGCCUGCGGCACCGACUGCCCGCCGGCACCGAGGCCGAGGCCGAGCACCGGGUCGUGCCCGCGCGACGCGUUGAAGCUGCGGGUGUGCGCCAACGUGCUGGGGCUCGUCAAGGCCAAGGUCGGCGCGGUGGCGCCGUACGAGCCCUGCUGCUCGCUGCUCGACGGCCUCGUCGACCUCGACGCCGCCGUCUGCCUCUGCACCGCCGUCAAGGCCAACGUGCUCGGCAUCAAGCUCGACCUCCCCGUCGACCUCAGCCUCAUCCUCAACAACUGCGGCAAGAUCUGCCCAUCCGACUUCAAGUGCGUGCACUAGAGCUGGUUGUUGCACUUGUUUCUCCAUGACCAUGGCUGCGAGCUUGAGAGUACUACUGUAUCUUGAUGUUGUUUGGAGUACUUUAGUUCUUGAUCUAUCUCUUGGUUCCAUGUGUUGUUUGAUUCCCAUGAAUGAUUCGCCAAUAAAAUGAAGCUCUACUUUUCAUCGA